This is a messenger RNA of Calypte anna (Anna's hummingbird), 3890 nucleotides long. It is a transcript of the gene TARS1, whose product is annotated as threonyl-tRNA synthetase 1. Gene Ontology annotation, biological process: threonyl-tRNA aminoacylation. Gene Ontology annotation, cellular component: cytoplasm. The transcript has 19 exons. The record is from RefSeq and is a predicted model, not a curated record. Lineage: Eukaryota; Metazoa; Chordata; Aves; Apodiformes; Trochilidae. Gene Ontology annotation, molecular function: threonine-tRNA ligase activity; ATP binding. Bases 161 to 2296 code for a protein of 711 amino acids.
GGUCCGGUCCAGCCCUUCCGCGCCAUUGGCCAGCCUGUAUCGCCUUAAGCCGGGCCGGCGUAGCCACCCUCAGUUGCAUCAGCUGCGGCUGCCGGGGCGGCGCCUGCGCGGAGCCGUUCCCGCCCCUUCCCUGUUCCUCCGGGCAGCUCAGCGUGCGGUCAUGGCGGGCGCUGGCAGCCAGGUAAAUGCUGGGGAAGAAAAAAGGGGAGACUGCUCAAAGAAAAAAAUGAAGGAAGGGGCCGGCGAUGGAGGGAGGACAGAGCUGAAUCCCUGGCCUGCAUUUAUCAGUGAGCGUUUAGAGAUGUACAAUAAACUUAAAGCUGAACAUGAUGCACUUCUAGCAGAAAAAGCUGCAAACAACAGUAAACCCAUUAAAGUUACAUUACCUGAUGGCAAGCAGCUUGAUGCUGAAUCCUGGAAGACUACUCCUUAUCAAAUUGCUUGUGGAAUUAGCCAGAGCUUGGCUGACAACACCGUUAUUGCUAAAGUGAACAAGAUGGUUUGGGAUCUAGACCGUCCUUUAGAGGAGGAUUGUACGCUGGAGCUGCUUAAGUUUGAACAUGAGGAAGCUCAAGCAGUAUACUGGCAUUCAAGUGCUCACAUAAUGGGUGAAGCUAUGGAGCGAAUCUAUGGUGGCUGUUUGUGUUAUGGCCCACCAAUAGAAAAUGGAUUUUAUUAUGACAUGUUCCUUGAGGAAGGGGGUGUAUCAAGUAAUGACUUCUUUGCUUUGGAAACGUUAUGCAAAAAGAUUAUGAAGGAAAAACAAGCCUUCGAAAGGCUGGAAGUUAAGAAAGAAACACUCCUUGAAAUGUUUAAGUAUAAUAAAUUCAAGUGUCGCAUCCUGAAUGAGAAGGUCAACACUCCAACUACAACAGUGUACAGGUGUGGUCCCUUGAUAGAUUUGUGCAGAGGGCCUCAUGUCAGACAUACUGGCAAGAUAAAGACCAUAAAAAUUCAUAAGAAUUCUUCUACCUAUUGGGAAGGCAAGGCUGAUAUGGAAUCCCUCCAGCGGAUCUAUGGAAUAUCUUUCCCAGAUGCAAAAAUGCUGAAGGAAUGGGAAAAAUUCCAGGAAGAGGCUAAAAGCAGAGAUCACAGAAAAAUUGGGAGGGAGCAAGAACUGUUCUUCUUUCAUGAGCUCAGCCCUGGCAGCUGUUUUUUCUUGCCAAAAGGAGCUUACAUUUAUAACACAUUAAUUGAUUUCAUCCGGAGUGAGUAUCGAAAACGUGGAUUUCAGGAGGUUGUCACACCAAAUGUUUUCAACAGCAAACUAUGGAUGACAUCAGGACACUGGCAGCAUUAUAGUGACAACAUGUUUUCCUUUGAAGUGGAGAAAGAAAUCUUUGCUCUGAAGCCAAUGAACUGCCCAGGACACUGCCUUAUGUUUGAUCAUCGUCCAAGAUCAUGGCGUGAGCUGCCUCUUCGGAUGGCUGAUUUUGGUGUUCUGCAUCGCAAUGAGCUCUCAGGAGCUCUUACAGGGCUAACUCGAGUGCGUCGUUUCCAGCAGGACGAUGCUCACAUUUUCUGUGCUAUGGAGCAGAUUGAAGAGGAGAUAAAGAGUUGUCUGCAGUUCUUGCGUACCGUGUAUGAUGUCUUUGGAUUUACCUUUAAACUGAAUCUCUCCACUCGUCCUGAAAAGUACCUGGGAGAUAUUGAAGUGUGGAAUCAAGCCGAAAAGCAACUGGAAAACAGCCUCAAUGACUUCGGUGAGAAGUGGGAGUUAAACCCUGGUGAUGGAGCUUUCUAUGGACCUAAGAUUGACAUUCAGAUUAAAGAUGCCAUUGGCCGCUACCACCAGUGUGCCACAAUCCAGCUUGACUUCCAGCUGCCAGUCAGAUUUAACCUCACCUUUGUCAGCCAUGAUGGUAAUGAUAAGACAAGACCAGUUAUCAUUCACCGUGCUAUCCUGGGAUCUGUGGAGAGAAUGAUUGCCAUUCUAACUGAAAACUAUGGAGGCAAAUGGCCACUCUGGCUGUCCCCACAGCAGGUAAUGGUGGUACCAGUGGGACCAACAUGUGAUGAGUAUGCUCAAAAGGUCAGGCAGCACUUCCACAAUGCUGGAUUAAUGGCAGAUGUUGAUGUAGAUCCUGGGUGCACCCUGAACAAGAAGAUCAGAAAUGCUCAGCUUGCACAGUACAAUUUCAUUCUGGUUGUUGGUGAAAAGGAGAAGGCAAGUGGAACAGUUAACAUCCGCACCCGAGAUAACAAGGUGCAUGGGGAGCGUACAAUUGCAGACACUGUUGAGAGGCUGCUGGAACUAAAAUGUGCUCGCUCCAGACAAGCUGAAGAGGAGUUUUAAUACAAUCUGCUCUACCUGGCAUAAAAGAAAAUAUUUUAGUUUUCCUAAUUCAGUUAACUAGAGUUUUUGUGGUGAACCACAUUUGAAAUAUAUUUCGCAUUGGACCUCUUGCUCAUUAUUUUAGCAGACAUUUUUCUUAAGUCAGAAAUGUCUCUUUUUGUAAAAAUGUCUAUUUUUCACAAACCCUAAAGUAAAAUGUCCUGGUCUGUGACCAGUGAUAGAUGAAGCAAGAUGAAAUUACUUUGUGACUGCAAGGGAAAAUCAAAUUGUUAAUCAGGAAUACCCAUAGCUUCCUAACUACCCUGUUAAGAGUAAAGUACAGAUGCUUUCCAUGAAAAGUUAAACAGAAAACAUCACACUUAAAGACCAUAUGGUAACCAUGUGCUGCAACAGCUUUUGGAGCUUUUUAGCUAGGAAAGUCAUCCUUUGCAGUCUGGUCCGCUGGUCACACUAAUUAAAUACAUUGCCUCUGAUCAGUUCCCUGUUGGAUGAACAGGGAAAUGAACAGAGGUGUCCCCCUUUUAUUUUAUGCACUAUACUUAGAGAAUCAUAUUCCACCCUGGAGAUGCCCUUUACCAUUUCUUUGAAAUUUCAUCCUAAACCAGACCACAUUAUGAUGUGUCUCUGCUCUCUCUGUCUGACUCUACUGACACGGGGCCAUCUGCAACAGAGCACCAAGCUGCUGGCCAAAGCCAACCACCCGUUUCCAGAGGCAGUAUCUGAAAUGUGCUGGCUCUAAGGGUGAGGUCAUUGCAGCUGUAGAAAGGGGAUAAGAUGGUCUUGAAGAGGUAGGGCAUAGCAGGGUAAAGGAGCAUCUAGGAAAACCAGGGUUCUCAGGAACAGUAUUGCUGUUUUUUAUCUCAAGACUCUUUAUGUGUCAGCAGAAACAAGAAGGUACCAAACUAAAAAGGAUAAUGAUUAUUUUUUAAAGGAAAUGUUUAUUUUAGUGCUGCAAAGAUGAUUCGGGGACUGGAACAUAUGUUAUGUGAGGAAAGGCUGAGAGACCUGGGGCUGUUUUAGUUCGUAGAAGAGAAGACUGAGGGGCAGUCUCACUAAUGUUUGUUGUAAAUAUCUGAAGAAUGGGUGUCAGAAGAAAGGGACAGUCUCUUUUCAGUGGUGACUUGUGAUUGGGCAAGGGGCAAAGGACAUAAACUGGAGCAUGGGAAGUUCCACCUCAAGAUGAGGAAAACCUUUACCGUGCAGGUGACAGAUCACUGGUACAGGCUGCCCAGAGAGAUUGUGGAGUCUCCUUCUCUAGAGACUUUCAAGACCUGUCUGGAUGCAUUUCUUUGUGACCUGCCCUAGGUAAUCUUGCUUUGGCAGGGGGUUGGACUUUAUGGUCUCCUAAUGUCCCUACCAACCUCUGCCAUUCUAUUAUUAUAUGAUUUUCAAUUUAAUCGGUAAAGUGGAACACUUCCUUCCCAAGCCUGUAGUCCAGGGCAUCAAACACUUAAUUAGCAGCCCCUCCUGUCUCAGUUGAGCAAUCUCAUAAAUGGAAUUUGGGUUUGGGUUUUUUUGUUUGUCUUUUUGCAUAUCUGGCUGACAAGAGGCAAAUGUCUGUUGCUGGCAAAAAAUAAAAUCAUGGCCUGAGGUU